Molecule: messenger RNA, 1407 nt
Organism: Cryptosporidium muris RN66
Lineage: Eukaryota; Apicomplexa; Conoidasida; Eucoccidiorida; Cryptosporidiidae
Exons: 1
Coding region: 1-1407 (468 amino acids)
Source: RefSeq, a predicted model, not a curated record
AUGUUCUUGUCAGCUUUAGACAAGUUAAAAGAGCAGCAAAGGUUGCCAGUAAAAUAUAAUGAGCAAAUUAAAUAUAUUGAAAGAGAUCCUAAUGAUAUAGAAAUUCCAAAAUCAAGAAUUUACUCUUUACAUGAACUUUUGGAUGCAGCAGCCUUACGUGGUGAUAAACAGGAGAACCCUAAAAAAUCUAAAAUAAGGAGAGCUACAUCUAGAUAUAUUUCACCUAAGUAUAAUGAAUCUGAACCUUCUACCUGUAGUACUCCAACUGUAGGCUUAAUACGUAUAUGCAGAAAUACAGUAGUAACAAAUUCAUCAAAUGAUGAUAAUAAUAAACAAACACUUGAAAAUAGAGAAAAUAAAGUUAUCUUAAAUACAGAUAGCUGUAAAUCAAAAAUUGCAAGCUCUAAAAUAAAAACUGAUAAAUGCGAAACUAAAUAUUACAAUUCCAGAAACAAUAGUAAAUCCUUGAAAAAAACAAAGGAAGUACUAGAAAAUGUAAUAAAUAAAGGUGAAAUAGGAUUAAAUAACAAAAGUUCUUCUGAAUAUUGUGAAAGUACUAUUGAAGAUAAACUGACAAGAAAUGUUAGAUCUUCAAAAAUAAAGAAAUCAUCUAUUAAAUCUGAUUAUCAAAAAGUGAAGAAUAAAGAUAAACUACUAAAGAAAAAAUAUAAGGAUAUUUCUGAAUCUAGUUUCUUUUGUAAUAUGGUAAUAAGUCCAGAUUCAUCUAAUAGAAAUAGCAAAAGCUGCUAUACACUAGAUGAAUAUAAUGAAAAUUUUAUAAUUUCAAGUCCAGAUAAACUUGAAAUUUUAUAUUCUAUGAGUACAGGACUAACUCCAUUAAAUAAUAAAAAUAAAUCUACGAGUAAAAUCAAUAAAAAAAGAACAAGUAAAAAAAAAAGUAGAGAAAGUGAUGGUAAUAGUGAUAAAAAUAUAUUUAGUAAUCCAAAUAUUUCAGAUAAGACUAAUUCAGAUAAUCUAAAUCACUCUUAUAGUGAAGAGAUAGACAAAGGUAUAAUUAGUGAUAUAUUAUGUAAUUUGACAAAUUGUUCGAAAAUUACAAAGGGAGAGAUUAUAAAACAAAAUAAUUUUAUAUUACAAUUAAAUGAAAAAUUAUCAAACAGAAAUAAAAAAGUUGAGUCUUGUAAUACAAAUAUUAAAAGUGGUAAAAAUAAAAAUACUUCGAAUUUGGAGUUACAAAGUGUUUUAAAUAAUAUAUUAACAAAUGAAUCUUUAAAAAUAAAACAAAUAGAAGAUAAGGAACAUAAGCAUGAACUUUUAUGGGCUUUAAAUGAAGAUCCUAAACUUUUAAGUAUUGAUGAAAAGGAAACUCUUUAUCAAGAAUAUAUUGUGACUGAUGAUUAUAAAGAAUCUGAAGAUUUAGGAGAUAUUGAAAUAAUCAAUAAGUAA